UAUAUAUUUUUGUUUAAACGUCUAAAUUAAUAGUUUGUAUUAGGCAAUUGUAGCAGUAAUGUUGUAAUAUCAAUAUUAAAUAUUCUAUCAAAUGAAAUGGUACAACAUGUCUUCAUUAAAAUCAUUGGUAUUUCUUUUUUGCCUAUUAAGCAUAAAAGGAAUGGAUGUUGUAUUACGGAUGUCACAACAAGUGGUUAACGAAUUUCAACCUUUGACGCUGAUUUGCGAUCUAGUGGUGCUGCAUCCAUUUUUAAGGAUACACUGGAUCAGCAACGGAAAAACUGAAUUACGCAUGGGACGUUACUGCUCAUCGGAAAUUGAUUCCACAAAGGACUACAACAUGAGUUGUCGAACGCAUCGGCAAUAUAACUUGACUAUCAACAACGUUACUAGGAAGAAUCAUGGUGAUAUAUGGUACUGCAGUGAAGAUCAUUUCUUGGAAGCCCAAAGCAACGAUGUAAAAGUUAAAGUCAAAGUUCCUAUUUCCAACAUCAGUCUAUUUACUGAGAAACAACUCGUUACAGUAUCUGUAAAAGUAAGUGCGUUAGUUCAAUGUUUGUGUCACGGAGGGAUUCCGGCUGGACAAAUCACGUGGUUUUAUGACAAAGGAACACCGGAUGACGUCAGUGAUGAUGUCAUUCUAACAGAGACGAAAAAUGAAACAAUCACACAAUUGGAUAACACAGUAACAACACAGAGUUACGUGGCCAUCAAAGCAGUCACAGCGCUUAUUGGAACUUCAUUAUACUGCAAAGCCACCAAUGAUAAUGUCCACUGGCAUAUCAGUAAUGGCACACUCAUUGCCGUUUUAUUUUUACCAUCUUUUGUCGAAGUAACGCACCCACGUACACAGUUUGUAACUGCUUACGAAGACAAAAUCGUUUACUUUGAAUGCGUUACGUCACCUGGAUAUCCUGCGUCAUCUAUCACAUGGUAUAAACUGACCAAUGGAAGUGAGGUCAUUACAAGCGCAGACGCUUCUUUAACUACAGAGAUGAAGGACAGGACAAUCGUAACAAGAAGUUGGGUAUCACUAUCAUUCAGUAUUUCAGACGAUUGGACAUUCGUGUACUGCACAGCAAAUAACUCUGCUGAAACGUUGACUUCGAGAAAUCGAGCUGCUGUUCAUGUUCAUCAAAUAACAGAUUCCACCUUAGCAAAGGUUGCGAUCGGGCUGUCAUCUAUAACUAGAACAGCAUUAGUCUUUUUUAUUCUCGGAUGUUUUAUAUUCAUGAAACUGCGUUCAUCCAAAGCCAAUCCACGAGAGAAUGCACAUGAUUCAGAACACGUGAAUCAAGCAAACGACCAAGGAAAUGACAACCCCAGUUGCAGAGUUAAUUUUAAGGCCAGCGCAGAAAACAGCAGCUAUUCGAUGUUACAAAUGUAUCAGACCACAACGCUAAGAGAGCCAUACGAACCUCUGCAGAUGGCGAGAGAUUUUUAAGCAUGUACUUUGUAGCCAUUGCUUUUAGUUGUUCAAAUGUGUUGCAAACAUAUGUGUGUUCAGCUUCACUAUGUUUCAUGGUGAAACUUUUUCAACAAAUUCUGAAUCUUCCUCAGUUUCAGUUUUUUAUUAAACAAACUAAGCCCAUAUUGUAUUAGUUGUAAAGUAAUGCAAUAUAUUAUAUAAAUUUUGGUUUACAUAUAUAGAAAGAUGGAAAUAAUUUACGCGUUGGACACGUUUUAUCACAAAAACAGACGAUUUCAAAAAGAUUUCUGAAAGAUUAGGAUUUUAAAUAAUUUAUUAAAAUUUAGUGUAUGCAUACGUGAGAGGAAAUGAGAAUUGUAUUUGUUUCAAUCAACACAUGGAAAACAUAAUGAUAGCGAUAUCCCAAGAAUUGUAUAUUGUUGGAAAGGGCUCUCAUAAGUUGUUCAUCUUCUCCAGCCCAAUUCUUUAAAUAAUUAUAUUGUAUUCUAUUGCAUAUAUUUGCUGUUUUGAAAUAAAAUAUGUUUAAAACACGAAACGGACUUUGAAUACGAGUAUUUGGGUGUAAUUGUCAUCUAUUCUCCUUGAGUAAUUCAUCAUGUAUCAAUAAACGGAUAUUGUAAAAUAUAUAAAUGAUAUGUAUAUAGCGGUAGAUUAUUUCUUGUUACUCAAGUUGGUUGUCAUGUU
Molecule: messenger RNA, 2113 nt
Organism: Mya arenaria
Lineage: Eukaryota; Metazoa; Mollusca; Bivalvia; Myida; Myidae
Exons: 7
Coding region: 92-1444 (450 amino acids)
Biological process (GO): cell-cell adhesion
Cellular component (GO): cell-cell junction
Molecular function (GO): cell adhesion molecule binding
Source: RefSeq, a predicted model, not a curated record